Messenger RNA from Neurospora tetrasperma FGSC 2508, 243 nucleotides. RefSeq lists its product as uncharacterized. The transcript has a single exon. NCBI's taxonomy places the organism in Eukaryota, Fungi, Ascomycota, Sordariomycetes, Sordariales, Sordariaceae. The record is from RefSeq and is a predicted model, not a curated record. The annotation marks the transcript as partial.
UUCCCCAAGUUCGGAUAGGGCCACCGACGUACACGUCAUCAUGUUCCCUGAUUGAUUGAUGUCUGUCACGGGUGCUGCUUGCAUUACACCUGCACCUGCGGACGGGGAUGCGAUGCACGAUGCACACAUCCGAGCAGCAAGCAUGUGGAUAUCCGACGGGAUGGGAUAUGAAGUAUGGAUCGGUGGGCUUGGUAGUUGGCUUUCGGGCUUGUUGCUUUUGAGCUUUGGGCUGUCGUCUUUCUU